Molecule: messenger RNA, 1051 nt
Organism: Rhopalosiphum padi (bird cherry-oat aphid)
Lineage: Eukaryota; Metazoa; Arthropoda; Insecta; Hemiptera; Aphididae
Product: delta-like protein C
Exons: 3
Coding region: 127-858 (243 amino acids)
Source: RefSeq, a predicted model, not a curated record
GCAGAUUGUCCAACAUUAUUUGCUUGUGUUAAUUCUGAAUGCAUCAAUCCGUGCAAAAACGCAUGUGGCUUGCGCGCUCGUUGUCGAGUAGUCAAUCAUAACCCAAUUUGCUUUUGUCCAAAUGACAUGACUGGCAAUCCACUAACAAUAUGCAACAAGAUAUCAAAUUCUCCUAAAAUUCCUCAUAAACCAAAUUCGCUUUGCAUGCCAAAUGUUUGUGGGCCAUAUAGCAAUUGCUCAAUAAUCAAAAAUCGCGUUGUAUGUUUAUGCCAGUAUGGCUAUACUGGGACACCACCCAACUGCAAACCAGAUUGCAUAAUUAGCUCGGAAUGUGCACUAAAUAAAGCAUGUGUUAAUCAACGGUGCAUAGAUCCUUGUUCAGGUUUAUGUGCACCCAAUUCCUAUUGCCAAGUAAUUAAUCAUAAAGCUAUAUGUGUCUGUAAACCGGGUUUUAGUGGCGACCCUAUGAAACGGUGUCUCAAAACAGAAAAAUGCCCAGAUGAUAACACUAAUCCAUGUGAUAAGAACCCGUGUGGACCUUAUUCGGUCUGCCGUUCUUAUGAUAAACAACCCGUGUGUUCCUGUCAAGCUGGGUACAUGGGUUUACCACCAAAUUGUCGACCGGAAUGUACUUUAAAUGCUGAUUGUAGUCGCUCAAAGGUGUGUGUUAAUAACCAUUGUACUAACCCAUGUCCUGGUAGCUGUGCACCUCAAGCAUUAUGCAGUGUGGUCAAUCACAGACCUUUAUGCAUGUGCCCGGACGGAUUUACUGGAGAUCCUUUUAAAAUAUGCUCAUUACCAUGUAAGACUCAAAUCCACAAUUUAAUUAUCUUAGACUUCUUAAGUAUAUCGCGUUAGUGUAUUUUAAUGUAGUAUAACAAAUUCAACGUUUAAUAAAACAUAAAUUGGACACUACUUUUUAUACAGGUAAGUUUAUGCAUGUUUCAUAGUUUAUGUAUUAUUUGCUUCGGUAAUUGGGUUAUCAGAUGGAGCUUUUAUGAAUGUAUUUGCGUGUUGUAUUGCAUUAGAAUGUAGAGUAUUUGAAAUCGUU